Messenger RNA from Momordica charantia (bitter melon), 1170 nucleotides. RefSeq names its product putative transcription factor KAN4. Gene Ontology annotation, cellular component: nucleus. Gene Ontology annotation, biological process: abaxial cell fate specification; regulation of DNA-templated transcription. Gene Ontology annotation, molecular function: transcription cis-regulatory region binding. The record is from RefSeq and is a predicted model, not a curated record. Lineage: Eukaryota; Viridiplantae; Streptophyta; Magnoliopsida; Cucurbitales; Cucurbitaceae.
UCUCUCUCUCUCUCUCUCUCUCUCUCUCUCUCUCUCCUUCCUUCUCCCUUCCUUAAUCUCUUCUGCUUCUGGAUAACAAAAAAUUCUGAUCUCUCUGCACCUCCAUCUCCACCUGCAUUUAAUACUCAACUCAACUACCUCUUUUCCAAAUCAUAACCCACUCAUCAUGCAUUCACUCAUUACCCUUUUCUUUCUAAUUUCUACCCAAAAUUAGUCUCUCUCUCUAUUUCUCUACAUCUUUGAGAUUCUUUUAUUCUCCUCAUCUGAUCAUGUUUCUGAGCUCUAACGGCCCCGUUAUGAAAACGCCGUCUUCCUUGCCGGACCUCUCCUUGAACAUCAGUCUUCCGGACUCCGCCUGCAGCGGCACCGAUUUCACCCAUGAAAAUAGUGCCCUUUUCCGCUUAGGCUUUGAAGCGGGGGAUCGUACGAGUACCCGUCUUCGUCGGAACCUCCAUAGCCGCCGGGAGUUCAAGAGAAGCAGCGGCGGCGGCGGCGGCGGAAUGGGCGGCUGUGGGGGUGUGAGAAGAAGCAUCCGAGCCCCGAGAAUGAGAUGGACUACUACUCUCCACGCUCAUUUUGUACACGCCGUUGAGCUCCUCGGCGGCCAUGAAAGGGCAACGCCAAAAUCAGUAUUGGAGCUCAUGAAUGUCAAGGAUCUUACCCUAGCUCACGUCAAAAGCCAUUUGCAGAUGUAUCGAACAGUGAAGAAUACUGUGAAGGGAACAGUUGCAGAUGAUGAUUGUGGAAGGCCAGAGCUGGACCCAGAUACCCUUUUAUCUUCUGCUUCAUCUGCUCAAAAUUCUAGCCCUCAAUCUCCUAAUUUGCACACAAUGCAAAGAAGUAGCUUGGUAACAUCGAUGCCCGAGAUCAGUAGCGAGAGGAAUAUGUCAAACGACACUUUUGCUAAAUCUAGAGGAUUUAAGGUGGAAGGAAAGGGAGAUUAUCGCGAAGCUCUCAGCAUGCAGAGAAUUAAUUUAGAGUUCACUUUGGGAAGACCAAGUUGGCAAUUAGAUUAUGCUGAUGCAAAUGAGCUUACCCUUCUCAAUUGCUAGCUUCUUAAAUUCCCCACAAGAAAGAAAAAACAAAAAAAGAAAAAUCCACAAAUUUAGUCUUUUUCAUUGUCGAAUUGAAAAGAAAAUCAACACAAAUGAAUAUUUCAAUGUUUGGCGA